This is a messenger RNA of Pipistrellus nathusii (Nathusius's pipistrelle), 1722 nucleotides long. The record is from the annotation of a GenBank genome assembly. Lineage: Eukaryota; Metazoa; Chordata; Mammalia; Chiroptera; Vespertilionidae.
AUGCCGCCGCCGCGCCCGGUCCCGCCGCGCCUGGUCCUGCCGCUGGCCGCGCUGCUCUGCCUGGGCUGCGGGGCGCCAGGGACAGUGCUGCCCAGCCCUCCGUCCGUGUGGUUCGAAGCAGAGUUUUUUCACCACGUCCUCCACUGGGCGCCCAUCCAGAAUGUGUCGGAAAGCACGCGCUAUGAAGUGGAGCUGCGGAGGUAUGGAACGGGGCUCUGGAGGCCCGUGUCCAGCUGCAGCCAGACCCCGGUGCUGUCCUGCGACCUCACCAUGGCCACCCUGGACCUGUACGACCUCAAAGAAUACAAUGCCAGAGUCCAGGCCGUGGAUGGAGGCCGGCGCUCCGACUGGACCGUCACCCAGACCCGCUUCUCCAUGGAAGACGUGAGCCUGACGGUGGGCAGCGUGGAGCUGGAGAUACAGGAUGGCUUCGUCCUGGGAAAGAUCCAGCUGCCCAGGCCCAAGGUGGCCCCUGCCGGCCACACCUACGAGCGCAUCUUCCAAUUCCGAGAGUACGAGGUCUCCAUUCGCAAGGUGCCCGCACGCCAUGAGUUCACAAACAAGAAGGUGAAUCAUGAGAACUUCAGCUUCCCGAUCCCCGGCGAGUUUGGGGAGUUCUGUGUCCGGGUGAAGCCGGCUGUGAUCUCCCGCACGAACAAGGGAGUCUGGUCGGAGGAGGUGUGCUUCCUGCUCGCCGCCAAGCAGUACUUCACGGUGACCAACCUCAGCGUCUCCUUCGCCCUGGUGCUGCUGCUCUGCGGGACCCUGGCCCUCCGCCUGUACCUGCACCGCCCGCGGAAGCUGCCCGCCGUCCUGGUCUUCGGGAGGCCCCAUCCCUUCAGCCCCGUCGGCCAGCUCCCCCGCCCAGAGACCCGAGACACCCUCCACACCAUCGACGAGCAGGCCUUCGCCAAGGUGUCCCCGGAGCUGAGGAACUCCGAGCUGCAUGGCAGCACCGACAGCGGCUUCGGCAGUGCCAAGCCGUCCUUGCAGACCGAGGAGCCCCAGUUCCUCCUCCCGGACGCCCUCCCCCAGGCCAGGGGCACCCUGGGAAAGGGAGACCCCCCGGACCCCAAGAGCAGCUGCAGCAGUGCCAGCACCGACAGCGGCAUCUGCCUGCAGGAGCCCCGCCUGAGUCCCGGCAUGGAGCCCCGCUGGGUGCAGCAGGCGGGGGGCCAGGAGGACAGCGGCAUCGGCCUCGCCCACCACUCUGAGGGCCGGACUGAGGGCGGACUGUGUGGCUCAGGCGGGGGUCACGUCGGUCCCCUGGAGCCCGAGGCAACGGAAGGGGAAGACCCGACUGCAGUGGAAUUUCAGGGCUACCUGAAGCAGACCAGAGGCACGGAGGAGCAGGCAGUCACGGUGGGCUGCCUGGAAGAGGAGGCCUCCUCCGCUGAUGCCUCUGUCCCCCAACUCAGGAUGUGCCUGGAUGCCCAGGAAGCCUGGCCCCCACCAGCCGUGGACAAGGGCUACUUGAAACAGGACCCCCCAGAAGCGACUCUCGCUCCCUCGGGGGCCCUGGCUGGACAGUGGAACCCUGCAGCUGAGGAAUGGUCACUCCUGGGCGUGACCAGCUGUGGGGACUUGGGGACAGCUGAGUGGAGCUUUGCCCGGGACCCUGCCCCUCUGGGCUGCGUGGCGGCCCCAGGCGGCCUCCUGGGCAGCUUCGACGCAGACCUGGUCACGCUGCCCCUGAUUUCCAGUCUGCAGGCCAGCGAGUGA